Symbiodinium necroappetens is the source of this 504-nucleotide messenger RNA. NCBI's taxonomy places the organism in Eukaryota, Dinophyceae, Suessiales, Symbiodiniaceae. The record is from the annotation of a GenBank genome assembly.
AUGCACCCAGAUAAAUUCCGUGGCCUUGCGCUCCUUAAGGCCCUGAUGGCACUGCCCACCUUCAGCAGAGACCGCAGCGUGCGGGAACAGAUUCAUGGACUGGAGCGUGUGGCAGACGAAUACCAGAGGGCGACAGGGAGGCAGCCGGGCGAAGAUGUGAUGUUGGGUACUUUAGUGCGGUGUCUUCCGAAUGCCAUAAAGCAACAUGUGCAAUUGCAAAUGGCAGACACCAGCACUUACCAGAGCGUCCGAGACUACGUGCUGGGGUACGAGCUGACAACCACGUCAUGGACCCCGGCCAAGAUGCACCAGGCCUUCGGUGUCGUGCCAAUGCCGUCAACUGCCGACCAAGGCCCAGUUCCCAUGGAGGUUGAUGCGCUUCAGAAAAAGGCUAAAGGCAAAGGCAAGCAGCAGAACACAACAACAGCAGCAACCUGGCAAAGGCAAGGACAAAGAUGGCAAGCCUCAGAAAGGCAAAGGCCAAGGCAAACAGCAGAAGGGUAA